Lemur catta (Ring-tailed lemur) is the source of this 2775-nucleotide messenger RNA. RefSeq names its product triggering receptor expressed on myeloid cells 2 (gene TREM2). Gene Ontology annotation, molecular function: signaling receptor activity. The transcript is spliced from 5 exons. The coding region runs from base 1845 to 2759 and encodes 304 amino acids. Lineage: Eukaryota; Metazoa; Chordata; Mammalia; Primates; Lemuridae. Gene Ontology annotation, cellular component: cell surface. The record is from RefSeq and is a predicted model, not a curated record.
AUGUAUGCACAUGAAUAUUUGCAGUGGCUUUACUCAUAAUUGCCCCAAACUGGAGACAACCUAACUGUCCGUCAACUGGAGUAUGGAUAAACUACCUGUGAAAUACUGUUCAGUAAUGAAAUGGAAUGUAUUACUGAGAAUUGCAGCUUCAUGCGUGUUGAAUGCAUUAUGACGUGUGAAAGCAGACAGGCUCAGAAGGCUACAUACGGCAUGAUUCCAUGUACAUGACAUUUUAGAAAGGGGAGGAGGCUAUAGGAACAGAACUCAGACCCACAGUUGCCAGGUUGCCAGGUCCUGGAUUGGAGAGAAAGAGAUUGGCUAAAAUGGGCACAAGGGAAUUUUAUCAAACUGAUAGAAAUGUUCUGUACUGUGGUGGUUGUCACAUAGACACGGUGAGCAUGGUGGUGGUUACACAGAUGUCUGAGUUUUAUACAAUUCGACACCUAAAAGGGGUGAAUUUUUCUGUACAUAAAUUAUGCACCAGUAAAGCUGACUUUUAGAAAAGGACCAUAGAAGGGUACCUAGAGAGUGACCUUCAGGUGGCCUCAGACCCCUGAUCCCCCAGGCCCCUGGAGUAAGGCUGGGCAGUUGGCUUUCUAUGCGGGGGACUGUCCCCUUCACCGGCACGCUCCCUGUCCUUACGGUGGAUGCACAGUACAGACGAGUAAAUAAAUGAAUAAAAGAACAGAUAAGUGAGUGCUUGCAGGAAACUAGACUCCGAUAAUCUGCAGGGCCCUGCAGGCUUCUCCAGCCUCUCCUGCUGUUACCCCAGGACAGCAUGAUUCCCCACCCCUGGGAAUUACUUCCCGUCUCCCCUCCUUCCCAUCCCCCCCACUAGGCCAUGCCACACCUCUGUGCCUCUGCACAGGCAGGGCCUGUGCCUGGAUCACCCUUCAUGGGGACGAGCACCUGUAGAAAAACACACCCUACCCCCGAACUCCAGCAAAUGUCUCUCCUGUAGGAUGACCGGGAGUUCAAGCCUGUGUGCACACAAAAUAAAUGCCAGCGUGAACACAUGCACACUGGAGAUGCUCAGCUGUGCAAAAAGGAGGCAGAACUUGGGCAGGAAAUUCCAGGUGGAAGAGAAAAGUCUCCCUCUCAAGGAGAGCACAUUUUCCCUUUGCCUUGCUAACUAGGGUAAUAAUAAUAGUUAAUAUUUGCUGAGUGCUGCGUGUCAGGCCCUGUUCGGAAGCACUUUACCUGUAUUUGACUCAUGGUUUCCUCCCCGUAACCCCGUGCACUCUCCUUAGUCCCAUUUUACAGAUCCAGGAACUGAGCCACAGAGGGGCUGUGGACACGUGGUUACACACCAGGAAGUGAGGAGGGAAGGCCUUGAAGCCAGGUUGCCCGGCUAUGGGAAUGCCAGGCCCAGAGGGAAGGACUAGACUGGCUGGGCAAGGGUCCUGGCCCCCAAGAGGACCAGCUGCUCCCUGUCCCUUGCAAGGCUGGAACCAGAAAAUGGCAGGGACUGCAGCUGGUGGAGGGUCUGAGCACGGCUGGGGAGACAGGGCUCUGUGAGGAGACCAAGCAGCUCUGCUCCCUGGCCAGCCCCAGGCACGUGGGGGCCACCCUGGCUGGCACCGGCAGCAGGGUGGGCUGGCUCCUCAGAGGCCUGGGAUCUUGAGCCUCCCCCUGCCAGGGCUGCGUGGCCGACUCCUCCUCCCCCGCCCCCGCAUGCCCUCCCAGAGUCGUAAGGCCAGACCCCAGUUCUGACUGUUGCUCAAUCCUGGGAGCCCAGUUCCUGUGGCAGCGCCUGAUGUGCCUGAUCCCCGCUUUAGUGCAGUUCGAGGAAAGAGGAAUCUUGCACAAGGCGCCCUGUGUCUGCCCUCAGCGGGGAAGCUGGCAUGGGGCCUCUCUGGCUGCUCCUCCUGCUCCUCACCACAGAGCUGGCCCGAGCCCACAACACCACCGUGUUCCUGGGCGUGGCGGGCCAGUCCCUGCAGGUGUCCUGCCCCUAUGACUCCCUGAAGCACUGGGGGAGGCGCAAGGCCUGGUGCCGCCAGCUGGGCGAGGAGGGCCCGUGCCAGCGUGUGGUCAGCACACACAACGUGUGGCUGCUGUCCUUCCUGAAGAGGCGAAACGGGAGCACGGCCAUCGCAGACGACGCCCUGGGCGGCACCCUCACCGUCACACUGCGCAAUCUUCAAGCCCACGACACGGGCCUCUACCAGUGCCAGAGCCUCCAUGGCAGUGAGGCCGACACCCUCAGGAAGGUCCUGGUGGAGGUGCUGGCAGACCCCCUGGACGCUGGAGAUCUCUGGGUCCCUGAGGAGUCCGAGAGCUUGGAAGAUGUCCGCGUGGAGCACAGCAUCGCCAGGAGCACCUCGGCAGGAGAGACCCCCUUCCCACCCGCAUCCAUCCUUCUCCUCCUGGCCUGCAUCUUCCUCAUCAAGUUCCUGGCAGCCAGCACCCUCUGGGCUGCGGCCUGGCGUGGGCGGAGGCCGGGGACACGUCCAGCCAGUGGACUGGACUGUGGCGGUGACCCAGGGCAGCAGCUCCAGGAGCUGACAGACUGUUGCAGGGCUGAGAGACCCUUGAGAGAAGAGGAUGGGAGGAGAAGCCCAGGACAGGUCCGGCCAGGGCCCACCCCAGCGGGCACACUCGCCCUUCGGCUACGGAGACUCCUGGUUCUGCCCUGGCAGGAGGCCGCUCUGCCCGCGCCCUGCUUGUCCUGGCUGCUGGAAGCAGGACUUGUGUGUAUGGGGGUUGGGUGGGGGGUUGGGAAGAUCAUCUGUCAGCCUCCGAGCAUUGCACAUUAAACACUCACGAAUAAAU